AUGCAAUUGACUUACACAGCCGUCAUCCUUGGCUCCCUGGCCUCUCUGGCCUCAGCUACUGUAAAGCGCGAGCUCCCAUUCCCAGACUCUGUUCCUCUCCACAAGCGCCAGCCUUCUGGUGCCGAGUACGAGUGCCACGCAGACUGCGGCUACACUAUUCUGAAAGCCGACGAGGACGGCUACUGCGACAGCGACGAGUGGAAGAAGCUCCUCGCCGACUGCCUCAAGUGCGCCAACCAGUAUGACAUGUGGGGAGACUAUGGCAACGGCGUCACUGGCGCUGCCAAGGCUUGCGGUAUUGAUGCUGUGCCUGAGGGUGCUGCCAGUGGCUCUGCUACAGGUGGCUCUGCUACAGGUACCUCUGCUGUCGCCGCUACGACCGUUGUCACAUCCGUGACCAGCGCAGCAGCGACUUCUGCUGAGGAGUCUUCCGCCGAGGAAACUACGGCUGCUGCUGAGACCACUUCUGCUGCCGCCGCUUCAUCAACUGCUGCUGAGACUGCUGCCACCACUGCCGAGAGCUCUGCUGAUGCCAACACGACUCCCGGUGCUGCUCCCACGACUACCGAAAACGACAACUCUGCUUCCAACUUUGCGCUCUCUGGUGUUCUGGCUAUCGGUGCCGCUCUUGUCGCUGCGGCCGGCCUUCUGUAA
Fusarium keratoplasticum is the source of this 654-nucleotide messenger RNA. RefSeq lists its product as uncharacterized. The record is from RefSeq and is a predicted model, not a curated record. The transcript has 3 exons. NCBI's taxonomy places the organism in Eukaryota, Fungi, Ascomycota, Sordariomycetes, Hypocreales, Nectriaceae. Bases 1 to 654 code for a protein of 217 amino acids.